Theobroma cacao (cacao) is the source of this 2203-nucleotide messenger RNA. RefSeq names its product F-box protein CPR1-like. Gene Ontology annotation, molecular function: protein binding. The record is from RefSeq and is a predicted model, not a curated record. Lineage: Eukaryota; Viridiplantae; Streptophyta; Magnoliopsida; Malvales; Malvaceae.
UUUCUUUUCUUCCACAGAAACAUUCCUUCCAUCAAAGGCCAGUAAAUACAUUGUGUCCAAUAUCUGGCCGUCAGGAUAUGUGGUUUGUUUUGGGGUUUUUCCUGCUUUCUAGUAAAUCUUAUCUCAUGGAGAAAUGUAAAAGUUUUAGGUGAGAAGAAAAAUAAAUUCUUAAAAUAUUAUGGUAUGAGUGAGAAAGCAACAACAACUUCAAUGGGCCAAUAAUAGCUCUUUGGAAGAGCAAAGCAAGCUUCAUGUAGUCAGUCCCAAUGCUUUUCUUUCUUCUCUACCAAGAGGUCUAGCUUUUUUAGCCACUUCCGAAGUUCCACUCUUCCCCCCUUUUUCUUAUCCAUAUAUACAUUUCAUUACAUCAAAAAGCGACUGAGGAAAAACAAGAUGUCUGACUAUUUGCCACAAGAAGUCAUCCUGGAAAUCCUUAGAAGACUCCCUGUCAAGUCCCUGGUGAAAUGCAGAUCAGUUUGCAAAGCCUGGAACAGCCUCAUCAAGAGCCCAUCUUUCAUCUCGAGCCAUUUACAAACAGCACUUUCGAAACCCAACGAUCACCUCCUCCUUCUCAGGCUUUUCGAGAAUGACAAAGAAAGCUACUUUUUACAUUUUGACAAUGAUGACUUUGAUGAGUACAAGCAGCUUCACUUCCCUUUCAAGAGUAAUUCGCCUUGGUUUAGAUUGGUUGGUUCAUGUAAUGGGUUAGUUUGUCUUCAAGAUGGCUUUUUCCCACUAGAUUCUGUUGAAUUAAUUCUAUGGAAUCCUUCCAUUCAAAAGUACAUUACUUUGCCCAAGCCCGGUGUCACCUGCUUGAGUGGGAGGGCUUAUAAUUCAACUUUAGGAUUUGGGUUUGAUUCAAGAACCAAUGAUUACAAGCUACUUAACGUUGUGAGCAUGUCAGUUGGCGAGGAAGCUGAAACUUUGACUGAAGUGUAUUUGUUUUCACUUGAUGGAAAUUCUUGGAAGAGGGUUACUGCUAUUUCUCCGAAGUAUGGUAUUGAAGGGCAUGAGUUCUCGGCCUUUGUGAAUGGGGCUGUGCAUUGGCUGGGAUAUCAGAGAGGAAAGGAUGGUGGAUUCAGGAAUAUGGUUUUGGGUUUUGAUAUAAGCACUGAGAAAUUUAAUGUGAUAAGGUUGCCAGAGAGUUUAGUUGAUUUGUGUCCUAUGGAUUUGUCCAUUAUGAAAUAUGAGGAAUCUUCCAUUGCAGUGCUUAAGAGAGAUUGGGAAGAUGGUGAGCAGCUUGACAUGUGGGUCAUGAAGGAGUAUGGUGUAAAUGAGUCAUGGAAUAAGGUGUUACAUUUGACUGACCAAAGUGGAGAGUCACUGCCAAGGGUAUUGGGGUUUAGGAAGAAUAGGGAAGUUUUAUUGGAAGUGGAUGGUGGAGAGCUGGCUUCACUGGAUUUGAACUGCCGACAAAUGGAGAAUCUUGGAAUUGAGGCAGAGGCAGGGCUUUUAUUUGUUGGUAGUUAUGUGGAGAGCUUGGCAUUACUUGACAAAGGGAUAGAUACUGGCAGUCUGAAUGAUGCAAAUCAUGUUAAUGAUUCAAGUGAUUCUGAUGCAUCUAAUGAGGGAGAAAGUGAAAUGACAUAGGAUUGGGCCAUAAGGAACCAUGUGGAUAUGUGUGCCACUAAAGCAUAAAGCUGUCUUUCUUGUGCAGCUGCAGACCUUCUAUAUGGUGUUGCAUUUUGUCUGUCUGCACUGCUUGUUUUUAUUUAGUUAGAAUAGGCUCAUAGUUAUACUGAAUCACCCUUAGGCUGUUUUUGUACUGACAUUAACAAUAUAUGCCAUGUGAAAAGUUGGCCUUGCUAAUCCCGAACAGUCUAAUUGUAGUACUUUUAGCAUUCUUAGAAUUUGAAUUAAAGAGGAAAUUUGGUGUGUGUUUGGUUAUAUUUUAAUCAUGUUGUUUGAAUGCAAGGAAAGCACAUUGUAUCUGAUGGCUUUGCUUAAAAUAGGCUGGAUGCUGCUCAAUUGCGAUUUCAUUUUGAGACAGGCUUGACAAUGCCAGCACGUCCUGAGAACCAGUAGUGAUGAAAGUCACAAAGAUGCUGCUUCGUUGUAGUGAUUAUGUUUAAGCUUGAUUCUCGAAUUUGUAUAACGCACCAUGAUUGUGCUUAUGAUGUGUCGAUAUUUUGUUUGUGAAUAGUCAUUCAAACACAGUGAUGAAUUAUAAUUCUUAGACAGUAUCAGUGAUGAUGCUUUUGAA